AUGUCACUGUGGCUCAGAGAGGGCAGUUCUGUGCUGGGGCAGCAACUGCAGGAGGAGGCCCAAGGACUCAGAAACCUCUAUCAAGAGAAGGUCAUGUCCCAGCAGGACCUCGUGGCGAAGCUCAACCUCAGUGUCAGGGCCCUGAUGUCCUCUGCCCCAAAUCUCCAGCUGGAGACCUCAGGCGUCCUGGGCAAUAUCACUCACCUAAAAGGAGAGCUGCCUGCCUGGGCCACCCGCAUCGUGAGGAAUGUAAGCGAGUGUGUCCUGAGCCGGGAGAUGGGCUACUUCUCCCAGUACGUGGCCUGGGUGAGAGAGGAGGUGACUGAGCGCAUCGCCACCUGCCAGCCCCUCUCUGGAGCCCUGGACAAUGGCCGUGUGAUCCUGUGUGACAUGAUGGCUGACCCCUGGAACGCCUUCUGGUUCUGCCUGGGCUGGUGCACCUUCUUCCUGAUCCCAUCCGGAAACGCC
Molecule: messenger RNA, 468 nt
Organism: Galeopterus variegatus (Sunda flying lemur)
Lineage: Eukaryota; Metazoa; Chordata; Mammalia; Dermoptera; Cynocephalidae
Product: prominin-2-like
Exons: 7
Cellular component (GO): prominosome; cilium; cell surface
Molecular function (GO): cholesterol binding
Source: RefSeq, a predicted model, not a curated record